Messenger RNA from Sinocyclocheilus rhinocerous, 1223 nucleotides. Its product is annotated as cyclin-dependent kinase inhibitor 1-like. Lineage: Eukaryota; Metazoa; Chordata; Actinopteri; Cypriniformes; Cyprinidae. Gene Ontology annotation, biological process: regulation of G1/S transition of mitotic cell cycle; DNA damage response; negative regulation of cyclin-dependent protein serine/threonine kinase activity. The transcript has 2 exons. The record is from RefSeq and is a predicted model, not a curated record. Gene Ontology annotation, molecular function: cyclin-dependent protein serine/threonine kinase inhibitor activity. Gene Ontology annotation, cellular component: nucleus; cyclin-dependent protein kinase holoenzyme complex. Bases 239 to 703 code for a protein of 154 amino acids.
UAAUUAUAAUAAAAAUUAGAGUCAAAAAACUUAAACAUCUGGAGGCAUAAAGAGAAAUUUUUUUUGGAUCACAGUAAUGAGGAUUUAUGGAAAUGAUUAUCAUUGUGCGGCUCCCUCUGCUGGUCAAAGGUGUGAUCCGGAGGAACAUGCCCUCACAUAUCCCUGCGAUCAUGACUCACUUCAGCCCUUAAAUACAGAGCCACUGAAUGCAGUCUGACAGAGUUCAGAGACUGUAAUCAUGUGUUUUCUGAUGCAGCUUGAGGUGAUGGCGAUGCACAAGCGGAUCCUGUGGGCUCUCGGGAACGGCGCGGCGCGGCGGACCCUCUUCGGUCCGGUGGAUCGCGAGCAGCUCCAGCUGGAGUACCGCGAUGCUCUGAGGAGAGACCUAGAGGAGGCGUCUCGCCGCUGGGGCUUCGACUUCGCCACUGAGACGCCUCUUGUGGGCGGAGACUUCCAGUGGGAGGGCGUGUCUGGGGUCAAGGUGCCCGUCUUGUACCGCGCCGGUCAGGAGGAGCAUCCGUCGAGGUCCGGCGUGGGGAAAGAGAACGUCCCCAGAACCCCGAAGAGAUACAGCGUUCUCCCGCAGAACGUGGAGAAAACGCCAGAAAAGAGGACCGAGCUGAAGAGGAAACAGACCAAUAUCACAGAUUUCUACCUGGCGAAGAAGAGAGGGGUGGCUACACCCCACAAAUCAGGACAAUAACUCAAACACACACACACACACUCAGGAACGCUAGUGUGUCUCGUCUGGACUCUUGUCCUCACAGGAGGAACACUGUUUUUCUACGCCGUCAUCUACCUUCAUCUCUCAAGAACUCAAAACAAUCAUUCAUAGCAUUUUUCCGUUGUGCCGUUUGGUCCGGACCGAAUGCAAGAAACACGCAACAGACUGUUCCAGAACUUAUUUUCCAUCUUCCAUCAUGUUUUUUGAAUGUUAUUCACUAAUAGGACAUUGCUUCUCUGUCAUUUCCUCUUCCUGUUUAUGUUUGCAUGUCAAUGGUUAACAUUUAUACAAUUUUCCGUUAAAGAAAAUGCGUUAAAAUCCCUUUAAAUCGACUGUGGAGGGGGAUAAAAGAUUCUGGAAAGAUUUCAGAAUUUGUCUCUCAGCAGGACCACAAAAUUAUUACGAAAGAAUUUCAUUACGAACAAUACGACUGAUUUUUCAGUGUCCAUGUGUACAAAUGUAUUGCUUUAUUGCACAAUACUUGUAGCUAGGGCUGUGC